AUAUUGUAAAACAGUAUGUUCAUCUCCAGAACUUGGUGGCUGAGAUGGAUGGCCACGACAGUCCACUUCUGCCUGUUGUUGCAGUCGGCGGUGUGGGAAACGAUAGAGGCCAUUCACCCAGACUGUGCGUUGGUACUGCAGCACAUGAGGGCUCAGGAAGAAUGCAUCCAGAUGCUCAUGCAGGAGGGCAACAACCGGUCGAGGACAGGGUGUCCAACAGAGUGGGACAACAUUCGCUGCUGGUCUCGUGCUGAGGUGGGACAGGUGGUCAGCGUCUCGUGUGCCAACGUCUCCCAGUUGUUUGCCAACAAUCAAGGUUACAUCUACAGGAACUGUACUGAGCACGGCUGGUCGGAGCUCUACCCCACCUAUGAGGAGGCGUGCGAGUUUGCCGAGGACACAGAGACAGAAUCAGAGACUACAUACUUUUCCAACUUCAAACAGCUGUACACUGCUGGCUAUGCUACCUCCCUCAUCUCUCUCAUAUCUGCCAUUUUUGUCUUCACCGUGUUCAGGAAGUUCCACUGCACCAGGAAUUACAUCCAUAUUAACCUGUUUUCCUCUUUCAUCCUGAGAGCAAGCGCUGUCUUCAUUAAAGAUGGGGUGCUCUUCUCUGACGAGAACCUGGACCAUUGCUUUAUGUCCACUACAUCCUGCAAAUCAGCAGUGGCCUUCUUCCAGUUCAGUAUCCUGGCCAACUACUUCUGGCUGUUGGUGGAAGGCAUGUACCUGCAGACCCUGCUGGCUCUCACCUUCGUCUCCCAGAGGAAAUACUUCUGGUGGUACAUAGUUAUUGGCUGGGGUCUCCCGACCACAAUCAUAACAGCGUGGAUCCUAACUCGAAACUUCUAUGAUAACAGGGGCUGCUGGGAUGACACAGAUGUGGCCUUCAUCUGGUGGAUCAUAAAAGGGCCAAUAACUACAUCACUGCUGGUGAACUUCAUCAUCUUUGUCAAUGUGAUCCGCAUUCUGGUUCAGAAGCUCAAGUCUCCUGGUGUCGGUGGCAAUGAGACCAGUCACUUCAUGAGACUGGCCAAAUCCACGCUAUUUCUCAUCCCUCUGUUUGGGAUGCACUACAUGGUAUUUGCCUUUCUGCCAGAAAACACAGGAGCGGAGGCACGCAUCUUCAUAGAGCUGGGACUGGGAUCCUUUCAGGGAUUUGUUGUGGCCCUGCUCUACUGUUUCCUGAAUGGAGAGGUGCAGGCAGAACUGAAGAAGAGGUUCUGGAAAUGGCAGACGCAGAGCUAUCUGAGCUACAGUAAAAGACGACGUACUUUGUUCAUUGAGAGCAGCACCGUCACACAGAUCUCUGUUCUGGACAAGUCCAGCCCCAAAGAACAGCCGGGCUCAGAGACAAACGCACUCACACACACGGCUGCACCCAGUACUGUCUCAUCUGUGUGA
Myripristis murdjan (pinecone soldierfish) is the source of this 1404-nucleotide messenger RNA. It is a transcript of the gene ghrhrb, whose product is annotated as growth hormone releasing hormone receptor b. Gene Ontology annotation, cellular component: plasma membrane. Bases 16 to 1404 code for a protein of 462 amino acids. The transcript is spliced from 14 exons. The record is from RefSeq and is a predicted model, not a curated record. Gene Ontology annotation, biological process: adenylate cyclase-modulating G protein-coupled receptor signaling pathway; cell surface receptor signaling pathway. Lineage: Eukaryota; Metazoa; Chordata; Actinopteri; Holocentriformes; Holocentridae. Gene Ontology annotation, molecular function: vasoactive intestinal polypeptide receptor activity; peptide hormone binding; G protein-coupled peptide receptor activity.